Phanerochaete carnosa HHB-10118-sp is the source of this 1240-nucleotide messenger RNA. RefSeq lists its product as uncharacterized. Gene Ontology annotation, cellular component: nucleus. The coding region runs from base 48 to 1028 and encodes 326 amino acids. Lineage: Eukaryota; Fungi; Basidiomycota; Agaricomycetes; Polyporales; Phanerochaetaceae. The transcript is spliced from 5 exons. The record is from RefSeq and is a predicted model, not a curated record. Gene Ontology annotation, molecular function: RNA binding.
GCCGUCGUCCUCCUCUAACUCGACAUCUUAUCCAGUUGAAAACUACCAUGGCUAGCGCAACGAUGAGCAAUUCGCCGAUUACACAGGUGUCGCAGACCCCGGUGCAGACAAAUCUCCAACCACAGCUACUCACGAGGCUGCUUCUUGACCUGCGGGGAAAGCGGUUCUCUGUGGACCGUGAAACAAUCAUGAACCUGCCCGAAUCCGUCCUUUUAUGUCUCUUUCCAAAUGGCCUGGUGCUCAGCCGCCAGAGUGCGGCUCUGUCUGAUGGCGGCGACAACGACGACUACGAGGAACUGUAUGGGGUUGACUUCGACCCAGAAUGUUUCUCGUAUGUCUUGAACUUCUUCCGCAAGGCCUCUGAGGACUUCUACGGCUCGCCGAGCUCGCCCGGCCUCCUGCAUUAUCAGUCACAUCUCAUAGCCGAAGGCGGGUCCCCAACGUCCGACUACGGUUCUUCGCAGUCUCAGAACCCGCUGCUCUCGAAACAGGCGAUAAUCGUCCUCCGCGAAGAGCUCGAGUACUUUUCCAUCCCUACCCCGGACGGAAAGGCGGCGACCAACGCGAACGGGAUUGCGAACGAGGCCUUGCUGGAGCUGAAGCGCAAAUGCGGUAACUACCUGUUGCACAAGCGCAACAUCUUCACCGCGCUCCAGCGCAACGUGAACAAGGAGAACAACAUCGCCGAGCAACACCUCAUUGACAUGCUCUGCAUGAGCGGCUUCGACCGCGACGACGAAUGGGGAUAUCGUGCGCUGGAGCCAUCUCGGUGCUGCAUAUCCUCGAUCGCACUAGUCUUGCUGAAGACGGGCAUCAAUCACGUUGUCGACGCCAACGGCGACAAGCGCGUUAACGUCGACUACACGCAGAUGUCCACCGCGCAGAAGCUCCUGCUGUUUUGGAGAAAGCCAGCUCGCAAGUGUUGGUGGGACGGUGUCGAAGUGAAUCUCGCCGAGGAAGGCGAGCCGGCGAAGGUCGUGAAGCUCUGGGCUCGCAGGGUCUGGACAUUGGAACUGAGCCUGGUCUGAUCUACCCCUAUCACCGUCACACACUCUGUCUCGCUGCUCUGUAUCCAUAUACCCUUCCUUUUCUUCCAUCAUUCUCGUGUCGUAGGUCUGGAUACCCUUUAAUAUUACCCCUUUAUGUGCCGCCUGUCCUCGGCGUCCGCGCGUACCUUCGCGGACUCCAGGCCGGUCGGCAUCCUCUGUGUAAAGUACUAACAUGCUGUUUUCUAUCAGGA